UCGGCUGCCGCCGCCCGGGCAGCUCGCACGGCCGCAGGGGCGCAGGGCGAUGUGGCCUCCGGCCAACGCGCCGGCCCCCCCGGAGGAUACCACGGCACCUGGCGGAGUCCCGGCCUAGCAUGGCCCGCGCGCUGCCCGACGUCGCCUCCGGCUAGGAUGGCCCCUCCGGCCCCGGCCGGCUCCCACCCCACCUCGGCCGAGCCGCUGUCCCGCAGCAUCUUCCGGAAGUUCUUGCUGAUGCUCUGCUCCCUGCUUACGUCCCUCUACGUCUUCUACUGCCUGGCCGAGCGCUGCCAGACCCUGUCGGGCCCCGUCGUGGGGCGGACGGGCGGUGGCAAGGAGGCGGGGGCCCCGGGUCGCGGCGUCCCGGCGGGAGGCGCGGGGGAGCCAGUGGCGUGGCCCGCGGUCGCGCGAAGGAAGCGCCUCCUGCAAAUGCAGCCGUGGCCGAGGCGCUGGCCGCCCGCGCCGCGGGAAGACAGCGAGGUGGCGGCCUGGGAAGAGGAGCCCCCUGGCCUGGCGGGGAGUCCCGGCGGCUCCGGGGCCGGGAGCAGCGUGGCCGAGACGCCGCCGGGGACCCUGGCCCUGCUGCUGGACGAAGGCAGCAAGCAGCUGCCGCAGGCCAUCAUCAUCGGCGUGAAGAAGGGCGGCACGCGGGCGCUGCUCGAGUUCCUGCGCGUGCACCCCGACGUGCGCGCCGUGGGCGCCGAGCCCCACUUCUUCGACCGCAGCUACGACAAGGGCCUCGCCUGGUACCGGGACCUGAUGCCGAGGACCCUGGAGGGGCAGAUCACCAUGGAGAAGACGCCCAGCUACUUUGUGACGCGCGAGGCGCCCGCGCGCAUCUCGGCCAUGUCCAAGGACACCAAGCUCCUGGUGGUGGUGCGGGACCCGGUGACCAGGGCCGUCUCGGACUACACGCAGACGCUGUCCAAGCGGCCCGACAUCCCCAGCUUCGAGAGCCUGGCCUUCAGGAACCGGACGGCGGGCCUCGUGGACCGGGCGUGGAGCGCCAUCCAGAUCGGCCUGUACGCCGAGCACCUGGAGCGCUGGCUGCGUCACUUCCCCGCCCGCCAGCUGCUCUUCGUGAGCGGCGAGCGGCUGGUGCGCGACCCGGCCGGCGAGCUGGGCCGCGUGCAGGACUUCCUGGGCCUCAAGCGCAUCAUCUCCGACAAGCACUUCUAUUUCAACCAGACCAAGGGCUUCCCCUGCCUCAAGAAGGCCGAGGGCAGCGGCCGCCCUCACUGCCUGGGCAAGACCAAGGGCAGACCCCACCCCGAGAUCGACGGCCAGGUCCUGCGGCGGCUGCGCGACUUCUACCGGCCCUUCAACCGCAAGUUCUACCAGAUGACGGGCCACGACUUCGGCUGGGACGGAUAACCUUAUAAUUUAAAAA
This is a messenger RNA of Lipotes vexillifer (Yangtze River dolphin), 1393 nucleotides long. It is a transcript of the gene HS3ST3A1, whose product is annotated as heparan sulfate-glucosamine 3-sulfotransferase 3A1. NCBI's taxonomy places the organism in Eukaryota, Metazoa, Chordata, Mammalia, Artiodactyla, Lipotidae. The transcript is spliced from 2 exons. Gene Ontology annotation, molecular function: [heparan sulfate]-glucosamine 3-sulfotransferase activity. The record is from RefSeq and is a predicted model, not a curated record. Bases 157 to 1377 code for a protein of 406 amino acids.